AUGUUGGCAACUACCAAAAGAGAGCUGAAAAUAAGAAAGAAGAGAACAGCCCUGGCCAAAAGAAAUAAACAACUGCGCCAGCUUGCAAUCGACGUGGGUUUUGAAUUGGUUGGCCACACAGAGGGGUCUUAUCCUACCGAUGUUUAUUGCAUGGACGCAAACACUCAUGAGAAGCUUGACCCCCGUAAAAUGCUUAUCAAAGGCGUGGAUGCUAUAUACAAAGAACUAGAGAGUGCAUCCGCGUCUUGCUCAAAGAGCCGAGGGCGUGCUAAUAAGCAAGCAUCAGUACCGCCUCCGGUCAAAGAUGCUUCUUUGGGGGAUGGCCAUGGCACUGUGUAUGGUUUUGCUCGGGGCUCCGAUCAAACCUACUCUAUGGUUUUUGCUGUACAGUUUCAAUCUCAAGACUCGCUUCUGGAGAUAGAAAAAGAAGCCGUUGACGUUUUCACCAGUGUUUUGCCAAAGAUGGCGGUACAUGCAUAUGAGGUUAGGGUUAACGGAGCUCAAAGCGUAGGAGGCAAACGAGCCGGACACCUCUACAGCGUUGGAUGGCGCCCUGGAACCACUCAUGGUGAACGGGCGGCAGUGUAUGCUGCGCAAAAUACUAAGGAUAAGCACGAUCCAACCCAUUACAUAGAUCUGUACAACUCUCUGGAAUUAGUCAAUUCCGCCUGGAUGGUCAUGGAAGAGAGCCUGUCUCCGCGCGCAGUGCUGAGGACUAUUGAUACUCUGGCCAACACGGCGGUGCCAAUGUUUGGCUCACAAAGCAGCGAUAUUGCUUCGCAUGGACCCAGUCUUGGGUCCAAUAUGGCUGCUUCUCAGCAUGACCAGAACGGAAACGGCUUUGCCAACAAAAUGCACGUCGAUAGAGACAUGGACUCUCUUCCCGAGUACUACGGGAAUGUAUUUGCAUUUGGCCAAUGGAUCCAUGUUGAUAAGGAGGGCCGCUUGGUUGAGAAUGAAAGGAUCAAGGCAGCCAUCCCGGAUGGCUUAUUCGUGAUCCCUGGAUACAGAAUUGCGUUUGACCUUGGUGCAGCCACAAUUGUUAAGGCUAUAUGGCGUGGAGGAAUGGAUACGCAUGGCACCACAACAUCCAAAGUCGAUAUAACUCAAGGUAUUACUCGGUGGGGGAUGUCGAUUCAAACAAAUAGGGGGUUGAACCAGCGCAUGAGAAGUGGGAAGGGAAAUAUAUUUGGUAUACGCGAACGUCUGCGUCAGUACUAUGAUAUUUUUUCCACUCCAGUGGGUGAAGAAGGGGAUGAAGACGUGGAUGAAAGCAAGGAUGCCUAG
Messenger RNA from Rhizoctonia solani, 1287 nucleotides. Its product is annotated as helicase domain-containing protein. The record is from RefSeq and is a predicted model, not a curated record. NCBI's taxonomy places the organism in Eukaryota, Fungi, Basidiomycota, Agaricomycetes, Cantharellales, Ceratobasidiaceae. Bases 1 to 1287 code for a protein of 428 amino acids. The transcript has 7 exons.